Pseudocercospora fijiensis CIRAD86 is the source of this 2238-nucleotide messenger RNA. RefSeq lists its product as uncharacterized. Gene Ontology annotation, molecular function: heme binding; metal ion binding; indoleamine 2,3-dioxygenase activity. The coding region runs from base 303 to 1628 and encodes 441 amino acids. Lineage: Eukaryota; Fungi; Ascomycota; Dothideomycetes; Mycosphaerellales; Mycosphaerellaceae. The record is from RefSeq and is a predicted model, not a curated record. Gene Ontology annotation, cellular component: cytoplasm. Gene Ontology annotation, biological process: 'de novo' NAD+ biosynthetic process from L-tryptophan. The transcript has a single exon.
ACGUGUCUGUGCGCUUUCUCGAAGAUUUAGAAUAAACUCGUAGACCGCUUCCGAUGCAACAUCCGACGCCCGCCCAUCCGCCAUUCCGUUCCGUCACAUGCAGUUCUUACCCAAUCCUUUCAAAAUACGCAAUCCCUAGUGCGUGAUAGUGAAUAGACCAGAAACCGUGCUGUGGCGGAGCCACGACUUGGAGCCUUGAAAAGUCCGAUAUAAAAUAGUACUUUGAGCGACAAUAGACUCUCGUUCACGCCCGUAUUGCACAUUCCGACAACCGCAUCUUGUCUACACAGCCUGAUCCAACCAUGAGCCCUCACAAGAUCAACAUGCUACCCAGCCCAGCAGCGCUACCAUCGUACGGCAUAUCUGAGAAUGGUUUCUUGCCAGCAGAAUAUCCUCUACGACGAUUACCGCAUGCUUGCUAUCAACCAUGGGAGAAUGUCAUCAAGCAGAUUUCGACGCUCAUCGACUUGCAGCAGAUACGACAAGUUGUUGAUGAGAUGCCUCUUUUGGGCACGCAGUUUUUGGAAAGCGAAGCAGAAUGGCAGAGGGCAUAUUUGAUCCUGGCAGUCAUCGCGCAAGGAUACAUUUGGGCCGGCCCAGAGCCCUCAGAAGUGAGUAUGGCCUGGAUCGUUCCGCGGAAAUCGACGGCUGACGUUCGAGUCCAGCGCCUUCCUCCGCAACUCGCGGUGCCAUUCAUCCAGACGGCAGACCAUCUCGAGGUUCACCCGGUCGCGACUUACGCCGCGCUGAAUCUUUGGAAUUGGAGACCUCUGAGAUCGGGCGUCGACUUGACACAGCCGGAUGAAAUGGUCGCGUUGCAUACAGCUACUGGCACAGAGGAUGAGUCGUGGUUCUUCGCCGUAUCGAAUGCGAUGGAAGCCAGAGCUGGACCGUUGAUCCAGACAAUGCUUGCCGCUAUGGAAGCAGUUGAGAUGGACGAUGUGCCCAGCAUCAUUUACAGCUUGGAAUACUUCCGACAGAGCAUGAUCGACAUCGGAAUUCUCCUGGAGCGCAUGGACGAACGCUGCAAUCCACAGGUGUUUUACCACACCAUUCGACCGUUCCUAGCCGGAAGCAUGAAUAUGGAGUCCGCAGGUCUGCCAAGUGGUGUCUUCUACGAUGAGGGCGAUGGCAAGGGAUCAUGGCGGAAAUAUCGCGGUGGCAGUAACGGUCAAAGCUCGCUGCUUCAAUUCUUUGACGCAGUCCUUUCAGUCGACCACUCGCGCUGUAAUGGCUUUCAUGCCGAGAUGAGGCGAUACAUGCCUGGACCACAUGCCAGAUUCUUGGAUGACAUCGAAGCCAUCGCCAACAUCCGAUCGUAUGUCGACCAGCAUCAAGGCAACAAGGAGCUCUUGACAGCAUUCAAUGAUGCUGUGUCCGCUUUGAGUCAUUUCCGUGACAAGCACAUCGCACUCGUCACCAGAUAUAUCAUUAUCCCAAGUCGCUCACCGAAGCCUGCGAACGGCGUGAACCGGAGGGACAUUGCUUCAGCUUCGACAAAGCUGGCAUCAGAAAAGCCUCAGACGCACGAUCUUGUUGGAACAGGUGGCACCAAGCUCAUUCCGUUUUUACGUACAUCCCGAGAUGAAACGAGCGAGGCUGCAGUCGCGCGACGGAAGAAGAUUUGAUAAGCUUGGUUUGCCUAGGGAUAUCACGAACUAGACAUAGAAGACCGAACUUGGGUCUAACAGUUAUGGAAGAAUCCACCACUGGUUUGCUGGUCAUAGAUGGGAAAGAGCGGGAUGUCGGCGACAGAAGGACCGUUAAGGGUGUGAGUUCCAGGCUGGAGGAAAUCUUGCAAGCCCUGGUCGUUCUCAGUGAUCCAUGGAAGGGCGAAGAAAUCGGCGUCGUAGAUGGUCCAGUCGGCCGACGCCGUGCUGUUUGUACCAUCGGGAGGCAAAGUGGUCGGUGGCACCUGCCCAAGAGGCGGCGAGGAAAAGCGCUCGGAAGCGGGUGCGGAUAUGCUUGUAUCGGAAGUGUUUGAUAUCAUCCCAAAUAAUUGUGAAGAUGCUUGCUUCCGUUGCGAGCGUAGAUGGAGCUCUCUCUUCUUGACAUGUGCCACAGUUGUCUUGAGCAAAGCUUGGACGAUUAAGGAAUAUUGUCGCGCGUGAGGGUCUACUUUGCCAAAAUAGUCUAGACAUCGGAUGGACGCCCGGCAGGUAUCCUCAAAGGUAAGUCCGGAUCGGCCAAGUACGCCUACGGCUAGAACCAGAGAAGUCGUGAACAGCCAAGAAACCA